CAUCACUUCUGUUGAAAAAGGCUGGAAGCAUGACUUCGUUCUUGGUCGCCAGCAUUUUCUUGCUGGGCCUUUCAUCGCUGGCCACCGCCGCCAACUUCACUCAAGUCUUCCAGUGGAAUGAAUUCGACUACGAGUGGCCGUCGGAGGCCAGCAGGGCACAGGCCUUGGAAGACGGAACUUACAGACCAGAGAAUUUUGCUCCUCGUUUCAUGGCUGUCUACGGAUCAAGAAUCUUCCUCAGCUUUGAGAAAUAUAAAGGCGUUCCAGUGAAUCUGGUGUCCUUGCCGACGAGCAGCGCAUCCUCUGCGUCCCCGAAGCUCACUCCAUUCCCUUCGUGGGACUUGCAUGAAUGGGGAAACUGCAGCAAGAUGGAGUGGUCUUUAGGGCUGCAAGUGGACUCCGUUGGAAGGCUGUGGGUGCUCGACAUAUGCAGCCAAUAUUGCACUUUACCCAAACUAUGGAUUUUCAACUUAAACACCAAUGAAACAGAACUCUUUUAUCGUUUCUCCCAUCGCUAUUCUAUUCACGACUUGGUUAUCGACGAAACGCCCAACGGAACCUUUGCCUACAUCGCGCAGUUUAAAACUCACCACAUUGUCGUGUUUAGUUUGGAAAGAAAUGAAGCGUGGACUGUGGACACACCAGGAAUUAAUCCAUGUUCAAUCGCUCUUUCCCCUAAGAAGGAAACGAGACAGCUCUACCUUGGCAAUUGGCGGUUCAAAACUCUGCAUUCAAUUUCCGUCGCCGCUCUCCGCAAUGGAACUCGAGCUGCAGAACCACGACUAAUCGAAAACUGGGCUGCAAUUAAUCCGUAUAGAAUGCUGAUGGACAACCACGGGACCUUGUACACCGCCUUUAUGUGGAAGAAUUACACUUCCACUUGGAACACUUCCCGGCCAUUCCUGGAGCAAAGUUUUUAUCAGGUUUCUGGACUGAAAUCCUCUUGGCCGUUUACUUUUUCCUUGGACCAAAGUGGAACCUUUUGGAUGACAGCGUUUGAUGACGAAAAUAUGCCAAGAUUCAGGCUUUUGAAGGCUGCAGUCGGUGCAAAGUCGUACAUCUACGAGGACUCGCCAGAAUCACGAGAGUGACACUGCCUAAGGUCAGGAGAGGUCUUUUGCAAGGUUGGAUGGAAGAAAAACCCACCCUGGCUGCGUCCACGGCAUCUGUGACCAACCCUGGCCACCCGGCUUCCGUGCAAAUUGACCUCUUAAAUGAUUGUAGACUCGGGUAGAGAUUUUAGUUGAAUAUUAAAUGUUUUCUGGGAAAUUA
Messenger RNA from Cloeon dipterum, 1272 nucleotides. RefSeq names its product protein yellow-like. The coding region runs from base 30 to 1091 and encodes 353 amino acids. NCBI's taxonomy places the organism in Eukaryota, Metazoa, Arthropoda, Insecta, Ephemeroptera, Baetidae. The record is from RefSeq and is a predicted model, not a curated record. The transcript is spliced from 5 exons.